Fomitopsis serialis is the source of this 2051-nucleotide messenger RNA. Its product is annotated as P-loop containing nucleoside triphosphate hydrolase protein. Gene Ontology annotation, molecular function: ATP binding; ATP hydrolysis activity. The transcript has 4 exons. The record is from RefSeq and is a predicted model, not a curated record. NCBI's taxonomy places the organism in Eukaryota, Fungi, Basidiomycota, Agaricomycetes, Polyporales, Fomitopsidaceae. The coding region runs from base 215 to 1573 and encodes 452 amino acids.
GUCGUGGGUGGAGCGCUCGAGACAUGUCGGCGUUUCCUGUUCGGUUGGUGGGACUCCUUUUUGGAGACGUUUUGGCUCGAAGCCACAAUUGAUCAGAACGAAGACGCGUAUCGUGAGCCCCGUUCAUUGUCUGUGCGCUACUUUUCGAAUUUACUGUGCCUCAGGUUGGGUUCUGUACUGGCUGUCGCAACAACAAUUCUGGGGCGCCGCGCGCAUGGUUGACAUCGCUAUGAGCGACAAUUUUGGGCUCGAGAACGACAACGCGGACGGUGAUGAUGAUGAAGAAGAAGGCACCUUGCGCAAACUCGCUUACAUCCCUAACCUUGCGAAACCUUGCAAGGUGUGGUACAGGGGUCGUUACUUGACGGUGGAGAGAGAGUCACGUUGGAGUUGCCUGCGGCUCAGGAUAUUCUCGCGGGACCGUACAAUUCUCAAUAGCUUCAUGGAGGACACAAGGUCGUUGUACAAGGCCGCAGAAAAGAAGGGUGUCUCCAUAUAUGCAGCUGACACUGGCGGUUUCUGGACAUUUAUGACGGCACGCCCAAAACGGCCAUUGAACUCAAUCGUCAUGGACCCAGGCGUCAAAGAACGGCUGCUCAACGACGCACGCAACUUCCUCGCCUGCCGGAAGUGGUACUCUGACCGAGGCAUUCCGUACCGCCGGGGCUAUCUACUGCACGGUGCUCCCGGUUCCGGAAAGACCUCCAUAAUUCACAGCAUCGCUGGCGAGCUCGGCCUCGACGUUUACAUCGUAACGGUCAGCCGCGCAGGUAUGGACGACACCGCCCUAAACCAGCUCAUCUCGAACAUGCCUUCACGGUGCAUCGCGCUUAUGGAAGAUGUCGAUGCUGCUUUCACUCGGGGCGUCACCCGUGAUUUUUCGUCUGCGAGCGGACCGGUGUCAGCGAGCGGCAAGAAACCCGACGAGGAGGGUGAUGAACUCAAGCCGAAUGAGGAGGCCGCGUCGCGAGUCACUCUCAGCGGGCUGCUCAAUGCCCUCGACGGGAUCGGCGCGCAGGAAGGCCGGAUCCUGUUUGCGACGACGAACAAGUACAAUGCGCUCGAUCCGGCGCUGUGCCGCCCCGGAAGGAUGGACCUCCACAUUGAGUUCCACCUCGCCAGCCGGUACCAGGCGGAGAACCUCUACAAGUCGUUCUUCACGGAGGUCGAGUUGCAGGAGGGAAUCUCCGACUCGGACAGCGCCGCCUCGGAGAAGGCCUCUGACCUUCCCGUCCUCGUACCCCCGUCUCCUCCCGCUACGCCGCCCCCCGCGUCUUCGGACCUCCUGCCGACGCCUACGGCAGAUGUGGGCCAUAUGAACACCUCAGAUGUCUUCUCCACUCCGGUCUGCCUCCCGAAGACGCAAGCGUGCGAGCUGGCCAGGCGCUUCGCGGACGCCAUUCCCGAACGAGAAUUCUCGAUGGCCAGUCUACAGGGGUACCUGAUGUUGUACAAGAGCGAUCCACCCGCUGCUGUUACCGAUGCGCCUGCUUGGGUGCGCGAGGAGAUGGCUCGAGGAGCGACACGGGGAAUUCAUGGACCAGAAGCACCGCUUCCAUCGACGGUGGCGUGACUGGGCCGAUCAUGAACCUCGUCGAUGCAGCUCCCGACGUUUCGAAGGGGCAUCUGGCCUCGAGCGCGUAGCAAGCACCGUUGCGGGAUGUGAUGCCUGAACGCUUGGCUUGUCAUGCGUCAUGAGACGAAGUGUGAAGCCUCGGGCUCAAUGUCCUCAUCGUCGGAAACAAUCACAGGAGAGGACGGAUCGCAGUCACCAACAACACCCCGGGACUGCAUGCCGCGCACCGUCCUCACGCUUCCACUGUAACUCGAGAAUCACAGUAGUUAUAUACCUCACUGUAUGAGUGACUUUUAAUGUCCGUACGACUUACCUUUACCAUGGUACUACGUAUACCGUAAUGAAAUUCAGUGAUAGUGCCGAUUCUUUGUGACCAAGUGCAACUUCAUUUAGCAAGUCGAUGUGGCGUAGCAGUUGCGUAGAAGCGCCGUGGGCCACGAAUCCCGACUCGGAGACCGGGAAACCGGUGUAUACG